AGAGCAGCAAUGGUUGAGUCAGCCAGAACCGCAGUGGAGCCGCACUGAGGCAAAGCAAGUUAUACCCCCCCUGUCUGGGGACUAGCACAAGAAAUAGGGGGAGAAGAAGAAGAGAGGAGAAGGAAAUUGUAUUCUGCCAAAACCUGAAUGCCGCCUGUUCAAUCAGAUUAACCGGAUAACUGGAAUUCCACAACUCCUGCUGCAACAGAGCUCCCGAAUUCGAGCUACAAGAUGACCGUAGUGGCAGGAGAUAACAUGGACGAGACCGUGGCAGUGCCGGGGCACCCGCAGGACUCGUACCCCCCCGACCACGAAGACCACGACUGCUGCGAGAGGGUGGUCAUCAACAUAGCGGGGAUGCGGUUCGAGACACAACUCAAAACUCUCUCCCAGUUCCCCGAGACAUUGCUAGGCAACCCCAAGAAGAGGAUGCGCUACUUUGACCACCUGAGAAACGAGUAUUUCUUUGACAGAAACCGUCCCAGUUUCGAUGCCAUCCUCUACUAUUACCAGUCCGGCGGUAGGCUGAGAAGGCCCGUCAACGUCCCGUUGGACAUGUUUUCUGAGGAGAUCAAGUUUUAUGAGUUGGGAGUGGAUGCCAUGGAGAAAUUCCGUGAGGACGAGGGCUUCGUUAGGGAGGAAGAACGUCCUUUACCUGAGAAGGAGUUCCAGCGUCAGAUCUGGCUGCUUUUUGAGCACCCAGAGAGCUCCGGUCCAGCCAGAGGGAUUGCUAUAGUAUCUGUUAUGGUCAUUCUGAUUUCUAUAGUCAUCUUUUGUUUAGAGACUUUACCUGACUUGAAAGAAGACCCUAGGGGUCGGUUUAAGACUGUAGGGAACCAUACUUUUUUCUACAAACCAAACAUCCUAACCGAUCCCUUCUUCAUUAUUGAAACUCUUUGCAUUAUCUGGUUCUCGUUUGAGUUGUUGGUGCGUUUUUUCGCGUGUCCAAGUAAGGCGGUCUUCUCCAAAAACAUGAUGAACAUUAUUGAUAUAGUGGCCAUCAUUCCUUACUUCAUCACACUGGGAACGGAGCUGGCUGAGGACCCCGAAGACCAGGAUGAGGGCAUGGGGGAGCAGGCAACAUCUCUGGCCAUCCUCAGGGUGAUCCGUUUGGUCAGAGUGUUUAGAAUCUUCAAGCUGUCACGACACUCCAAAGGAUUGCAGAUCCUGGGACAGACCCUCAAGGCCAGUAUGCGAGAGCUCGGAUUGCUGAUCUUCUUCCUCUUCAUUGGAGUCAUCCUGUUCUCCAGCGCGGUGUAUUUUGCAGAGGCCGAGGAGAAAGGGUCGCACUUCGGCAGCAUCCCAGAAGCCUUCUGGUGGGCCGUGGUAUCUAUGACAACUGUGGGCUAUGGGGACAUGGUGCCUGUCACUAUAGGGGGUAAGAUAGUGGGCUCCCUUUGCGCCAUAGCUGGUGUGUUGACGAUUGCGCUCCCAGUGCCUGUCAUUGUGUCCAACUUCAACUACUUCUACCACAGGGAGACCGAGGGAGAGGAGCAGGCCCAACUCUUAAACGUUAGUGAACCAAACAUUAGUGAAAGCAAUUCUAGUCGCCGUAGCUCAUCCACUGUCAGCAAAUCAGAGUACAUGGAGAUUGAUGGAGAUAUAAAUAAUAGCAUCGACAAUUUUAGAGAGGCAAACCUCAGAACUGGCAAUUGCACUAUAGCCAACCAAAACUGUGUAAAUAAAAGCAAGCUGCUCACAGAUGUGUAGAAUUAGACACCACGGGACUUAAAUGAUGCCGUCACAUGUUAACUGCACUAGACCAUCAGGUCUGAAAGCUUCAUUCGCCUCCUAUAAGCGUUCUAGCAUUACGACAACAACCAUGCGCAGCAAUUUGAAAGUAAUUAUUACAGGGAGAAAAAAGAAAAUGAAGCUGUUAAUAGAGAAUAUAACAUAUAGAUAGAGUAAAUUCAUUAUUCUAAAAUGAUCCUUUAAAUAAGUAUUGAAAAAGAAAAAAGAAACAACUUCUAUUUAACAAGCAAAUGCGGGCGUCCUUGGAGGAACACUAAUCAACAGCACUCACGAGGACAUAUCUGUCUUUAUCAGACGAAGCCAGGCGUUGUAAUUCAAAUGUAAUGCAUGGAUUACAGAUAACAUUUCAGCAAGUUGCACAAUGCAUCAAGGAGAAAAUGCAUCAGAAAUAUGCUCUGCUGCCUGCAGAGAGAGAGAGAGAGAGGGAGGGACGCAAGUCAGCAUCUGUAGCAGUCAGACAGUGGUUGGAUCGAGCGACGCCUCGCCCGAAGUCAGAGAGGCUACUCCUCUACCCCUCUGUCAUCAAAGGAUUUACUAUCCAGCAAAGCGCCCAGGAAAAAGACUGAUCGCUGUUCUCCUGGUUUGGAUGAUGACGAGGAGGAUCUAGGAUACGGACAUCCGCAAUGCUGCUAUUUUCCAGCAGUAAGAUGCUGUAAUUAUGAUAUCACUAAGUGAUUCAAUGGGAUUUUAGCCCUUUAAAUGCAAGACAGCACAAUUAUAUAACAAAAGAGCUUCACAUGAGCAUGUUUAGAAACUUUCCAUACAUGUUGAUAUUGGCAUGCGUGUUGAUGAGACAUAACCUCAUAAUAAUGGAGAAAAAAUAUUUUGGAUAUUUGCAUCCCCCUUAUGCCUUCAUUCGAUUCUUCCACCCAUUUAUGCUUUUGUUUCACUGAGAGUGCAGUACUGGUUUCAAAUAGGUUUUUCAUUUCAAAAUGCUAAUCGUUUAGAAGUAUCUAGGGAGUGAAUGUUAAAAAUCGUAAGGGAAACAGUAACUAAACUAAGAUCAUAGCAUGAGAAAAAUCAACCUGCAUUACGGCCUAUCGACUAGAUACUGUGUAUACUAGUAUAUCUAAUGCAUGACGUCAGUAUUCAGCUUGUUGCAGUUACAGACACUGAAUAGUGUCUCAUACUGUCAUGGAAACGAAACGUGGGUCAUUUAAAAAGAAACGUUUCUGAAAUGUGACAAAAUACAGUAUAUCCAAACCCAACUCCGGGGUUCAGACUUAAAACGUUCUCGAUCAAAGAAGCAGAAUAAAUACCUAUUAUCAAAAAUGCAUAUUCUCCUAAAUACGCACCAAGUAUUACAGUAUUACUUCAAUAGUGCAGUGCAUGGACCUUCUUUGAACAAAGAAAAAGUAAACAUAUUAUGAGUCAUGUCUUCCAUUUCACCACUAAAUUUAGGGACGUUUGUUUAUUUUCACAAACAAAACAAUCGAAAUAGCUCUAAUUUGAAUGAAAUUAGCGUUUGUUUAAUAAAUAUUGCAAAUCAUUAUUUUGCACUUGAGUUGCUAGUGCCUUUACCCCUCUCACCAUGCAACAGGUUCAGUGAAAGUGCCUCUGUGUAUAUAGCCUACAACAUAAAUACAUGUUGAACAGAUCAGGUGCAGAUGCUGUUAUUAAUGCUGUUAUUAAUGCUGUUAUUGAUGUGGAUGAUGAUGAUGGUUAUUAAUACAGUGAGAGAAUGUUCAGUGAAAACAACCAUGGAAUUCCAUUACCAAAAUGACCCAGGAUUGACUUUACCCAAGAUUCUAGAACAAGAUUCUAGAACAACUCAACAUUGUUGUCCUCAUGAUGCACUUAUGCUCUUCCUGGAACCAACCAUCCUCCUGUGCUUUAUGUUUCUUCACCCAUGCACCACUUCAAAUCCAAAGGGAAUAUCCAUUGCUUUGCAUUUGCUUUGCAUUGCAUUGUUGCUAUUGAUUUAUGUGCCAUAAGUCUUGCGUGUCUACCUCAGUGAGGUUACUGCAGAACUCACUGCAGAACUGAAGCCAGACUCCUAGCCAGGCAGAGCUGCAAAGCAGGCUAUAUCGAUGCAGAGCAGAGCUUACUUCUUCCACAACAUGAAAAAUAGCCUUUUAGUGGACUAGGCUGUGGUCAUCAGGGCCUGCACUUAUAAAGUGCCUCAGAGUAGGAGCGCAGAUCUAAGAUCAGGUCUCCCAAUGUCCAUGUAAUCUUAUUCAUUCUGAUCUAAAAGGCUAAUCUGAUCCUAGAGCUGUGCUCCUACUCUGAGACACUUUGUGAUUACAGGCCCAGAUGCUGAAUUGUUAGAAGCACUUAAAAUAUACUCUAGCACCUUUAACCCUAGCCCUUUUCCUACCAAGCUAUGCAUAAUCAAAAAAGAAAAUAAACAAAAAUGUAUAUACAGAUGUAGGAUCUUAAUUUGAUCCAUCUUUUGUUGAUGAUAAUUUUCCUGCAUGGCAGGAAAUGCAAACUUGUGGUGUAUUCAAGGUUUAAAAAGGCUUUUAAAGUUUGUAAUUUCUGCUUUAAAAAUGUCAGAUUUGAUUUGCCCUAAUGUAAAAUGUAUCAACCCUUACAAAAAAUGCCAAUGAAUUAUAAUCCACAUUUCCUGUUGCUGCAAAUGUAUUUCCUGCUGUAGAAAACUAGCUCAAAUUAAGAUCCUACAUCUGUAGUAGCAGAAUAGACCAGAGCAUAAUGAUAUAGACUGGCUGAUUCUCGAAAAAACAUGUUAAUACAAGUGGUUUGGUUUCAAAUCAAAUCAAAUUGUAUUGGUCACGUACACAUAUUUAGCAAACGUUAUCGCAGGUGCAGCGAAAAGUUUAUGUUUCUAUCGCCAACAGUGCAAUAUUACCUAGCAAUGGUGUGUAUAGACAGUAUGGACAGUAUAUGAAUAGAAAAGGUGUGUACAGCAGUAGUUAUACAGAAUGGUGUGUAUAGACAUGAUUAAAGUGACCAGUGUUCCAUGACUAUGUAGAUAGGGCAGCAGUUUCUGAGGUGCAGGGUAACCAUUUGGAUUCUUUGGUGUGACAGUUGAGAAGCAAUGCAGGUUUGAUACUAUUACGCAGUGGUGGAAAAAGUACCCAGUCGUCAUACUUGAGUAAAAGUCAAGAAACCUUAACAGGAAAUUACUCAUGUAAAAGUGAAAGUCACCCAGUAAAAUAAUAAUUGAGUAAAAGUCUAAAACUAUUUGGUUAUAAAUGUACUUAAGUAUCAAAAGUAAAAGUAUAAAUAAUUUAAAAUUACUUAUAUUAAGCAAACCAGAUGGCACAAUUGUUCAUGUUUUUUAAAAUGUACAGAUAGCCAGGGGCACAGUCCAACACUCAGACAUCAUUCAGAAACAAAGCAUUUGUGUUUAGUGAUUUCGCCAGGUCAAAGGCAGUAGAGAUGACCAGGGAUGUUCCCUUAAGAAGUACGUGAAUUGGACCAUUUCUGUCCUGCUAAGCAUUCAAAAUGUAACGAGUACUUUUGGGUGUCAGGGAAAAUGUAUG
Messenger RNA from Oncorhynchus nerka (sockeye salmon), 5198 nucleotides. RefSeq names its product potassium voltage-gated channel subfamily A member 1-like. Gene Ontology annotation, molecular function: protein binding; delayed rectifier potassium channel activity. The record is from RefSeq and is a predicted model, not a curated record. Gene Ontology annotation, biological process: protein homooligomerization; potassium ion transmembrane transport. Gene Ontology annotation, cellular component: dendrite; juxtaparanode region of axon; paranode region of axon. The transcript has a single exon. Bases 232 to 1710 code for a protein of 492 amino acids. NCBI's taxonomy places the organism in Eukaryota, Metazoa, Chordata, Actinopteri, Salmoniformes, Salmonidae.